ACGCAGCGGUGUGAGUCCAAUGGAAACCUUCGUCGCAACCCAGAGGAGACAAUCGAGUGCUGAUUUAGCUGAAAAAUAGAAGUCGAUAUAAUCAUAUGGGGUUAUAAACUGCAUCUGUUCUCAUCAGUCUGGGUUUGCGGUUCUAGCCGUUGCGUUUAAAAUCCGCUAUUUUACCGUUAACGUUGUCCGCUCGGCCUUGUUUAUAUUUGUGCAGCUUGAAGCAGGCCCGGAAACACCACAGAAGAAGAAGAAGCAGCAGCAGGCCUGUGCGAGUUUAACGUUUCGGGUCCGGAGUGUGUUUUGUGCGGAUCGGCCCUUUAGCUCACCAAAGAAUAUGACCCAGAUGCCACAAUGACAUCCAGAUUUGGUAAAACCUACAGCCGCAAGGGAGGAGAGGGCACGUCCAAGUUUGACGAGGUGCUGUCCACCAAGAGAGGCACCCUGAGCACCAAAUGGGGCGACACCACCUACAAGGCCAAGGUGGGAUCCAAGCGCGUCGGCGCGCCCAAGAACGACUCGGUCCUGGAGGUUUACAAGAGGCCCCGUCCGAGCGGAGACGGCUUCGAGGAUCCGUUUGGAUUUGACAGCGACGAGGAAUCCAAGCCGGUUUCGUCUCGCAGUGGAAACAAGUCGUCGCCCGCUAAGCCGAGCUCCGCAGAGCCUCCGCAAGCGGAAAGGCCGGGGCUGUCUCUGUCCAGCCUCCAGGGGGGGUCCCACGCUUUGACGUCUGCUCGAGGGACGUCGUGGCUGCCCAAUGACCAGAACCAGCCCAGGGUGGUGGAGGACACGGCUCAGUUCUUCAACAGCAGCAGUGCCAGCAUAGGAAAGUCCCAGCAGACUUCCUCGCUGUCAGAGAACCAGCACAGCUACUCGUGGUACCAAAAUGCUUCUGAGAGUGAUAAGAAGCCCCUGGCGCAGACCACCACCCUGAAGACGGGGUCCAAGGCAGAGUCCACCUACGACUCCUGGGACGCCAUCAUGGGUCUCCGUCCGCCCUCGCCCAGCCAGGAACCUCGCAACCCGGCCCCGACGCUGUCCUGGGCUACAGCAGGCAUCACUGUGGGCAGCUCUGAGCUCCGGCAGACCCGGCAUGUUGAGAUGCCCCCCUCUCCCCCACGGCUCCGGAGCCCCAGUGAGAGCCUAGAGGACCUAGGGGGCGACUCUGACUUCCUUGUGGAGCCGUCUGACUACUCCCAGACUUCCUCCAACGCCUCACUUGUAAGAAACUCUAACUGUCGGACUUACAGGAGGCCCAACAAACAGGGCUCUGGCAAAACCUCGGACUCCAGCGGCUCUGCCAGCACUGCUUCUAGCUCAGAUCCUCCCAAGUCCACAUCGGACGGCAGUAAUAAGACGGCGGGUGGUGGUCGGGGACGGGGCAGGACGAGGGACUUCACGGUGAUGCACCCCUCUUCUGUGUCCAUGUGUAAUGUCACCAUCCAGGAACGAGGAGGGGAGGAGUUCAGCACCGACGCGGCGCCCUCUAGUGGUAGCAGCAGUGCCGGGUCCGGCAGCACCACGGAGCUGGGAGAGGCGGGAUGGCAGCGGAAGAAGACGGAACAACAAAACACAAGGUUCAAACCAACCCAGACAAAGCCAAAGAAGGACAGUAAGCCGGACCUGUUUGGUUUCGAAGACGCAGACGCUCAUCAGGAGGAGAACAGCGGCGACAACUCAGACGGACGAUCCAGUUACAAGAUCCAGUACUUCGGCUUUGACGACAUGAGCGACAGCGACGGCGCUGACGACGAUGACGGCGCUAAAGAGAGGAGGAGGGCCAAGAAGGCUGCGGCCGCCCAAAAGAGAGAGAGAACCCCGGUGGUAGAACCCAUGGAGGAAACACUGACUGAAGAGCCGCCGGAUCCCUUCGAAAACCUGGAGAGGCUGGAGAGACUGGAGAGGCUGGAGAGACUGGAGAUGCUGGAUCGACCGGCAGCCAAGGAGAACAAGAAGAACUCUGAGAGGCAGGACAGCCGGAUACGAGCAGACGUGAUGGACUUCUCAGAGGACGGCCUCAGAGUGGUCGCCGGGGCUCCCAGGAGGCCGUCUCCGGGCAAAGCCACCGAGAAGAACCCGGACACCUUCCGGAGGAUCUUCAGCGCGCACAAGAAGUCUCCCACCAAAGCUGUGUACAACGCCAGACACUGGACGCUGGAGAGCGAAGAGGAGGCCCCUUCAACUUUCUUGGCACGAUCACAGACGGCUCCUGCGCCCGUCUCAGCGGGAGGAUCUGGUAAGGAGCCCGCCGAUGCUAAGAAGGACGACGGGGUUUUUAAGGCUCCUCCCCCUCCGCCCAAAGUCACCAAAUGUGUCACCCUCCCCACUGACCUGUACCAGGACACCAUUACUGCACUCAAAUGCCGCAAAGAGCACAAGGAGCUGUAUACAGUGGUCCAGCAUGUGAAGCAUUUCAACGACGUGGUGGAGUUUGGAGAGAACCAGGAGUUUACCGAUGACUUUGAGUACCUGGCUACUGGUCUGAAGAGUGGACAACCUCUCAACACACGCUGCCUUAGUGUGAUCAGCCUGGCUACGCGCUGCGCCAUGCCCAGCUUCAGGAUGCACCUCAGGGCCAGAGGGAAGGUGGCUCAGGUCUUCAAAACGCUCAAUGACGCCCCACAACACCCGAACCUGGCUCUGUGCACGGCGUCUCUCAUGUACAUCCUCAGCAGAGAUCGGUUGAACAUGGAUCUGGACCGCUCGUGUCUGGACCUGAUGAUCCGGCUGCUGGAGAUGGACCUGGACCAGGACCAGGGGGGCGGGGCCUGCACAGGGACAGACCCUGACCCCACCACUCAGUUCAGCGCCAGAGAAAUCGCCAAGAUGAAGGAGAAGAUCAGGAAGCUCUGCGACACGGUGCACAACAAGCACCUGGACCUCCAGAACAUAACGACGGGUCAUUUAGCCAUGGAGACGUUACUGUCCCUGACUUCAAAGCGAGCCGGAGACUGGUUCAAAGAGGAGCUGCGACUACUGGGAGGACUGGACCACAUCGUAGAUAAAGUGAAGGAGUGUGUUGACAACUUGAACCAGGAGGGCGAGAAGGAGAAGAUGGUGUCGUCUCUGUGGGGAGCUGAGAGGUGUUUACGGGUGUUGGAGAGUGUGACGGUCCACAACCCAGAGAACCAGGGCUACUUGAUCGCCUACAAAGACUCAUCCCUCAUCAACUCCUCUGCAAAGGUGCUGAGGAGGUGUGAGGAGAUGAUCCAGAGGUACAGCAGGGAGCUGAACUCAGACGGAGCCGUGGGGAAAGCAGUGGAGGACUGUAUGAGGGCCAUUAUCGGAGUCCUGCUCAACCUGACGCACGACAACGAGUGGGGCAGCACGAAGACCGGCGAGCAGGAGGACUUAAUCAUGACGGCUCUGAACUGUGUCCUCAAAGUCCCUCAGUAUCUUCCUCAAGAGCAGAGGUUCGACAUCCGGGUACUGGGUCUGGGUCUGCUGAUCAACCUGGUGGAGUACAGUGCCCGGAACAAGUACUGUCUUAUGGAGAUGGAGAUGGAGGGAGGUCAGGGUCCCUGCGACUCCACCGUCCUGCUGAACCCUCCGCUCCAGGACAUCGCCUCCACCGGCCCGCUGAGCGCCAUCGCUGCUCUCGUACAGCUGUUCCUCCAGCGGGAGCGAGCCGCCAUCAAGGCCGAGGAGCAGACCGAUGACCUCAUCAAGGAGGCGCCGAAGCCGGCGCUGGACAAGAGCGGCGAGUGGCAGGAGACGGGCGGCGAGAUCCAGUGGGUGGCCAACGACAACACCACCCCCACGGACAAACAGGAAGAGGAGAAGAAGAAGGAGAAGGACGAGGAGGACCAGGAGCUGGACCUCAACAAAGCUCUGCAGCAUGCAGGGAAGCACAUGGAGGACAGCAUCGUGGCCUCCUACACAGCACUGCUGCUGGGCUGCCUGUGUCAGGGGAGCACGCUGAAUGUGACUACUGUGAGAGAGAACCUUCCUAAAGGAGAUUUCUCCAUCAUGACAGAAAUGCUGAAAAAGUUCCUCAACUUCAUGAACCUCACUUGUGACAUCGCCACCACAGGACAGAAGUCCAUCUCCCGGAUCAUUGACUAUCUGGAGCACUGCUAGAGAGAAGCCUGUCUCUCUCUCACACACACACAACCACAACCAUCUUCUUCAUCUUCGUCACCACUAUCAUUAUCAUCUUCAUCACCUCAGAAGAAUGAAACAUGCCUGUUCCAGGAGUGAAUCUAACACGCACCUCUUCGCCUCCUCCUCCUCCAGUAAACGGAGCUCGAUAAGUGAAUGAAAGGGAGUUUCUUUCCCCUAAAUUAACUUGAGAUUAACUUACAUUUGUUAUGACUUCAUAGGUUAUGAUCAGAUUUUAUUUUACUUUUUUUAUUAAACAAACGGUCCGAGUCAGUAUUUUAUUUUCCUCCGGCCUCUCCUCUAUUUAUAAAUGUCUCAGAAUGAUGGCUUCUUCUUCUUUUGUUGAAUCUGUUUUUUGCUUUUGAUACGUUUCCUCUUUUUCAAAGUUCAGCCCC
Anarrhichthys ocellatus (wolf-eel) is the source of this 4493-nucleotide messenger RNA. RefSeq names its product WAPL cohesin release factor b (gene waplb). NCBI's taxonomy places the organism in Eukaryota, Metazoa, Chordata, Actinopteri, Perciformes, Anarhichadidae. The record is from RefSeq and is a predicted model, not a curated record. The coding region runs from base 352 to 4077 and encodes 1241 amino acids. The transcript is spliced from 20 exons.